CAGAGAGACUCAAAAACAAACUGCUACUAGACGAUCUGCAGAUACCUUGCGACACUGACGAUCAAGACAAGAAGCAAGAGCUGAUAAUCAAGAAAUUAGAAGCUGAGCGACAAUGUGCAAGACGUCAAACACAAACUCCUGAGGAAGCAAUAUUAGAAAGAGCAUUAUCAUUUACUAACUCAUUUCCGGAUGAAAUUAAUGUUGGAAAAAUGGAUGUCAUUUGUGAUGCAUGUGGCGCUCUCCAUUUCGCAGGUGAACGUACAGACGAAUUAAAAGCAUUAUUUGAGAAAAGUCAUCCACUAUCAUCAAAGUUUUUCAAACUCAUUCGAAAUUACAAUGCGGCUAUGGCAUUUGCUUCGAUUCUUUCUAAUAUUGAUAAUCAAACUGAUCAAGGACCUUAUAUUUAUCGCAUCUCCAGUCAGAUAUAUCAUUUUGUUGGUCCUGUAAAGCCCGCUUCUAAUGAGAAGCCUAGCUUUGGUCAGCUUUACUUUCUUGAUACAGCUGAGGCAAGGGAACAAAGGGCGCAUCAUCCUACAAACAUUUGUCUCAACCAUCAACGACGAUAUAAUACACCUCAAGCUAAUGAAGUUGCUGCCGUUGUUGUUGGAUUUAAUGAUGAACAAUUUCUUCCACAUCAACUGGUUAUUCGUCCCCAUGCAUCAAGCUUACAGAUUAUUCCAGUUAUUAAUGCUAAUUGUGAUCCUAUGUCUUAUCCGCUUCUAUUUCCAGCUG
Messenger RNA from Acaulospora morrowiae, 732 nucleotides. The record is from the annotation of a GenBank genome assembly. Lineage: Eukaryota; Fungi; Glomeromycota; Glomeromycetes; Diversisporales; Acaulosporaceae.